CCAUGCGACACUCUUCCUAUCGUUCAGAUGUACUUGGUAUCGGAGUAAGCAGUGCUCUGAAAGCUCUUAUUUAUCGAAAGAUUCUACAACUCAAGAGGGCUGAUCUACUCAAAUUUACAACAGGACGCGUGAUUGACCUGCUCUCAAACGAUGUUCAGCGACUGGAAGGACAAACGUUAAUGUUGAUUCUCGGUAGCAUUUUGGAUCUCACCCUUGUCAUACCUGGAACUGUAGUUUUUCUUGUGUAUUUAAUUGGUUGGCAAGCUCUCAUGGGAGUCAUAUGCCUUUUUUUUCUGGUGCCGUAUUUCGCAGCGUUGUCCUCUCUGUGUGCUACACUUCGCCGGCGCACAGCAGCAGUCUCAGAUAGGCGCUUCUCUUUGUUGAACCAAGUAAUUUCCGGGAUUCGCGCCAUUAAAACACAUGCGUGGGAGGAUGAAUUCAGAGGGAAAAUAAAACGGAUACGAAGUGAUGAAAUGAAGAUUAUCCGUACGAAAAGCAGUGUUCUGUCAGCCCUUGCUGCCUUGGAGUAUACUUCAGUGCCAUUUGCGAUGCUGGUGUCAGUCAUGACUCUGGUGCUAACUGGUCAACCCCUCACGCCUGUUAACGUGUUUAUGCUUCUCUCUUUCGUCAAUGUAGCAAGAAUAAGCCUUUGCAUAUACCUACUCUAUGGUACCUUGGAAGCAUACGAGGCUUUUGUUUCACUUCAAAGAAUCGAGCAUUUCCUUCUUCUGAAAGAUUUAGCCGAGGCCUACCAUGAUCACUCCAGCGAAAGCACUGACAAAGGGAGAGGGAAUGUAUCCGAACUGACGAGAAUCUCGUUGGAUCAACACGAUAAAACUGAAGAAAAUCCCCGUAUUCUUGUUGAUCAACAACACAAUAUGGCCAUGCCAGCGACCCUGGAAGUGUCAAUUUUAACAUCAAAAGAAAACCUUAGUGAUGAUGUGUUUAUUUUGCAAGAUGUCCAAUUUUCUACGGCGUCACAAGAAUUAACAGUCAUCACAGGUUCAGUGGGUAGUGGAAAGUCUACUCUUCUCUCAGCUAUUGCGGGUGAGGUGCCAGUCGCAGAGGGAACAAUAACCUGGCCAUCUUCCCUUGUUUAUGUGCCACAGACACCGUGGGUCUUCUCUGGAACAAUAGGACAAAACAUCUUAUUUGGUCAACCUUACAACGAAACCAGGUACUUCCAAGUAGUUCAAGCAUGCGCCCUGAUGGAAGACUUUCAGAAGUUUCCAAAAGGUGACGAAACGGUUGUAGCUGAACGAGGCGUGGCUCUCAGUGGGGGCCAGCGCGCACGAGUAAGCCUGGCACGUGCGGUUUACAUGGAUGCAGAUCUGUACCUGCUGGAUGACCCUUUAAGUGCCGUGGAUACGAAAGUUAGUCAACAUAUCUUUGAGAGAUGCAUUAAAGGCAUAUUGUGCAACAAAACCCGACUGCUAACGUCCCAUCAAGUAGAACACAUGAAAGAAGCCGAUGAAGUGAUUGUGUUGUACAAAGGACGUUUGUUGGCCAAAGGUACUUUCUCCGAGCUUGAAGAGAAGGGUGUUUUUGAUUCUGCACUUGAUCCACUUUGCAAAAAGCCUUUCGGAGACAGGAAGCCUAAUGCGAGAUCGGUUUCGGAAAAGGAAAAAAACCCAGAAGUCAAGGAUAAAGCAAUGCCUGCACCAACUCAGGACAAGGAGCUACAAAUAUCAGACGAAGACCGUAUAAUCGGAGGAGUGACUUUUAAGAUCUAUUGGGACUACUUCAAAAGUGGAUUAAACGCUAUGACGAUUGUUGGAGUUAUCUUCUUGUGCUUCAUCACUCAAGUGAUGAUAGUUUCUCCUGACUUUUGGCUUUCAUCUUUAACUGAGAAGAGUCAAGAAAACCAGAAAGACAAAACAAACCUGAUCAUAUUUGGUUGUUUAGUACUUGGAUCCUUCAUAUUUGCCGCUGCCAGAGCAUUUUGCUUUCUUCAGGCCGCCGUAAGAUGUUCCGAACGUCUUCACGAUAAGAUGACGGUGGCAAUUCUAGAGGCGCCUGCUUUGUUUUUUGAUUCAAACCUUGUUGGCAGAAUUCUUAAUCGAUUCUCUAAAGAUACAGGUUGCAUGGACGAGGUGUUACCCAAGGCGUUUCUGUUUGCUAUCCAAUUAGUCUUGGCUAUGCUCUCCUCGAUUCUUGUUCCAACCGUCGCCAAUCCAUGGCUUCUAUUUGUGGCUGUUCCUAUGGCAGUAGCAGUCGUGUACAUCUCUCAGUACUACCUGAAAACUUCCAGACAGUUGAAACGAUUAGAGUCUAUAAACCGAAGUCCUGUGUUUUCACACAUCUCGGAUACCAUAGAUGGGCUGGAGACUAUUCGAACAAGAGCAAGACAAAAAGAUUUUGAGGAACAGUUUUACAGGUAUAUCGAUGUUCACACUCAGUCGUAUAUCAUGGUGCUGGCCUGUGAGAGAUGGCUUGGUGUGCGUAUGUCAUUCCUUAUCUCCCUCCUGACGUGUACAGUGGCUCUGGGGGCGAUCUUUGUUUCUCAAGAUGCUGCGUUCGCUGGACUCGGGCUUGUUUACGUCCUUGAGAGUGUAGAACUGAUGGAUUACACUGUCAGAAAAGCAGCCGAAGUUGAGAAUUUUAUGACGUCAGUUGAACGAGUUAUGACGUACACCAAACUUGAUCAUGAACCUGGUUACAAAGUGAAAAAACUUCCCCCGGAACACUGGCCAUCAAAAGGAGAUAUCACGCUUCAAGACUUGUCAAUGACUUACUACCCGGGGGGACCUCAAGUAUUAAGGAACGUUAAUCUUCAUAUAAAAGGUGGAACCAAUGUUGGUGUCACAGGGCGAACGGGAGCCGGCAAGUCAUCUCUAGUGGCAGCUCUUCUGCGCAUGCCAGAUGCCCAAGGUGCCAUAAUGAUUGAUGACAUCGCAGUAAAGGACAUUAACCUUCAAGUGUCUCGGCGAUGUGUAUCCGUACUAGGCCAGCGUCCUGUCCUUUUCAGUGGAUCUUUGAGAGAAAAUCUCGAUCUUGUAGAGCAGUUCCAAGAUGUGGAGUUAUGGCGAGCCUUAGAGAUCGUUCAACUGAAAGAAUUGGUGGAAAAUUUGGAAGGAAAACUAGAUCACCAGUUGUUAGAGCAUGGUGCAAAUUUCAGUGUAGGAGAACGACAGCUAAUUUGUUUGGCUCGUGUUCUUUUGCAUAAAAGAAAAAUUGUCAUCCUAGAUGAACCCACUGCACAUGUGGAUCCAGACACAGAACAAACAAUUUGGAGGAUAGUGCGAGAGAAACUGAAGGGCUCCACAGUAAUCACCAUAGCUCAUCGACUGAACACCAUCAAAGACUGUGACAUGAUUUUGGUCAUGAAAGAUGGCGAGAUAGAUGAGUUUGAUAGUUUCAACUCAAUAGUUACCAAAACUUAACAUAGUUUUACAUCACAGUAAA
This is a messenger RNA of Pocillopora verrucosa, 3405 nucleotides long. The record is from RefSeq and is a predicted model, not a curated record. Lineage: Eukaryota; Metazoa; Cnidaria; Anthozoa; Scleractinia; Pocilloporidae.